Messenger RNA from Protopolystoma xenopodis, 633 nucleotides. The record is from the annotation of a GenBank genome assembly. NCBI's taxonomy places the organism in Eukaryota, Metazoa, Platyhelminthes, Monogenea, Polystomatidea, Polystomatidae.
CUGUUAAUCUUAUCUUACUUUUAUUCUUUCCAUAAUAUAGUCGAUAUCGGUGAUCAGUGCAAUGACGAUACGCUUAUCUGCCGAUCGCGAACAGCGCGUUGUAUCUUCGCGGGUCAUCCUCUCACGUCAACAUAUGAAGUCGACUCGACCGUGGCCGGCGUCAGCUCGGGCCACACUCGAAGCGUGCAGCAAAGGCAGAUGCGACAGCGCCUUUUGGUGAACCGAUAUACCGACGCCUUAGAGCCGAGUGGGCUGGACGGCCGGACAAGCCGUAGUGAGGCUGGACAGCGCGAGAUGUCGAACAAAAAGGAGGCUUUAAAUGAGGGUAGCAUAGCGACAGCGUUGCUGGCGUCGCGAGGUCGAGGCUGGUACAGUGAAGCAUCGGCUCAUCGAUCCGGCAACCCCGAGGCGAGAGACCCGAGUCCCGACCGACUGAACGAUGGAGAAGCCGUGGAAACAGAGGCCGGAGGACUGGCGCGGCGGUCAGACACGGUCAAGUGGUGCCGCUGUCCGAGGAGUCGCGUGGCCGUGUACCAGACGACGCUGCGCUACAUCGAGUGCUGUGAGUGUUUGGCUGAUUCGCAUGCCCGGCGGGUACAGUGGCCCCGGACUGGACUGAGAAAAUUGGUCUGA